AUGAUCCGCGCAAUUGCUGCCGUCGCCUUUCUCGGCGGCGCUGUCUCCGCAUCGCUGUAUGGCGAGAGCAACCUGAACCAUUCCUGCGUGCUGAGCGACCCCGUCUGGUCGUGCUCCGCCCAGGCCACCCCGGCCCAUGUCGACACCUGCUGCUCCGAGACCUUUGGCGGCCUGGUGAUGGCAACCCAGUUCUGGAACACGUACACCGGCCUCGAAUCGCAGGGCCAGCUGCUGCCGGCCCAGAGCUGGACCAUGCACGGCCUGUGGCCCGACUUUUGCAACGGCUCCUACACCCAGUACUGCGAUCUCAGCCGGCAGUAUGAUCCGGCGCCGUCGCCGAAUACGACGACCGGAUUACCGAAUGGCACCGUCGUGCCCCCGUGGACUGGUCCGACGAUUGAUACCUUCAUCACCCCGUUCGGGAAGUACGAUCUGCUGGCGUGGAUGAACAAAUAUUGGGUCAACCAAAACGCCCCCAACCACGCGCUCUGGGCGCACGAAUUCUCCAAACACGCCACCUGCUACUCGACCUUCGACCUGCCGUGCUACGGGCCCAACGCGCCGCCGCACAUCGACGUGCUGGACUUCUUCACCACGGCCAUCAACUACUUCCGCCGGCACCCGACGUACCAGUGGCUCGCAGCGGCCGACAUCACGCCGUCGAACAAGACCUCGUACACGCUGGCGCACAUCCAGACGGCGCUGAGGCGCGCCAGCGGUGCCACGCCCUACCUCGGCUGCACGGGGCCGCGCUUCAACGAGACAGAGGCCGGUAAAGGGUCGCUGGACAACGGGUACACCGUCCUCGACGAGGUCUGGUACUAUAUGCAUGUGCUGGGCCGCCCGCAGGAUAUGGUCAGCGUGCCGCUGGAUGCGUCCAUCGCUGCCGGAAGCGACACGACCUGCGCGAGGAGCGAGGGUGCUAUCUGGUAUUAUGAGCGUGCGUCGGGGUCGGAGAGGCCAAAGAAGUUAGACUAUGGCCUAGACUAG
Molecule: messenger RNA, 990 nt
Organism: Rasamsonia emersonii CBS 393.64
Lineage: Eukaryota; Fungi; Ascomycota; Eurotiomycetes; Eurotiales; Trichocomaceae
Product: ribonuclease
Exons: 5
Coding region: 1-990 (329 amino acids)
Biological process (GO): RNA catabolic process
Cellular component (GO): extracellular region
Molecular function (GO): RNA binding; ribonuclease T2 activity
Source: RefSeq, a predicted model, not a curated record